Messenger RNA from Penaeus indicus, 986 nucleotides. Its product is annotated as juvenile hormone epoxide hydrolase 1-like. NCBI's taxonomy places the organism in Eukaryota, Metazoa, Arthropoda, Malacostraca, Decapoda, Penaeidae. Gene Ontology annotation, biological process: epoxide metabolic process. The transcript is spliced from 6 exons. The record is from RefSeq and is a predicted model, not a curated record. Gene Ontology annotation, molecular function: epoxide hydrolase activity. The coding region runs from base 126 to 986 and encodes 286 amino acids.
CCCAUCCCUCCCCCACUCCUCUCUUCCUCCCUCUCUCCCUCAUUUUCAACACGCGCCCCUCUAUCUCUCUCUCUUAGUAUCAGUGAGCCGUCAGCCAUUCAUCAGACAAGGAAGACGGAUACAGAAUGGUCGGAUACAAGACCGCGCUGGUGGCGGCACUGGGGGCGCUGGGGCUGGCCUGCCUCCUGAUGCGAGAGCCGCCCCUCCCCUCUCUUGACCCUGACCCGUGGUGGGGGCCCGGACCUCGCCAGCCGGAAGAUGUCACUGUGCGGCCUUUCAAGAUUGACAUCCCUGAAGAGGAAGUGGCAGACUUUCGCACGCGUCUGUCCCUGCCCCUCCGCCUGACGCCGCCCCUCGAGCAAGCCAACUUCACCUACGGCUUCAACAGCAAUGCACUCGUUAAGGUCGUGGAUUACUGGCGCCGCGGCUACGACUGGAGGGAACGGGAGAGGAGACUCAAUGCCUUUGCUCAGUACAAGACCUUCGUCGAAUUCUACAACCUCCUUCCCUUCCUGACGACGCCGCAGGAGGGCAGCAGCGUCGUGUUCGAGGUGGUUUGCCCGUCGAUUCCUGGCUACGGGUUCUCGCAAGCGCCUGUCAGGGAGGGUUUAGGAGUCAAGGAGACGGGACAGAUAUUCCUAAAGUUAAUGAAGAGAUUAGGCUUCGAGAAGUUUUACCUACAAGGAGGAGACUGGGGCUCCGGGAUUGCCACAGAGAUGGCUACGUAUUAUCCUGAAAAUGUACUGGGAGUCCACCUCAACAUGUUCGGAUCCAUAACCGCCGGCGCUACAGCAAAGUUAGUUCUGGGGUCGAUUCUUCCCACGGGACUUCUUGUCGCUGCCAAAGACCAGGAUAAAGUGUACCCUUUGGGAGAGACCUUUAAGUGGCUUCUUAGGGAAACAGGCUACGCCCAUAUCCAAGCCACCAAGCCAGAUACGGUCGGUGAGUGGAAAAGUGAAAGAGAUGGUAGUAUGUGUAUUGUGUAG